This is a messenger RNA of Coccidioides posadasii C735 delta SOWgp, 955 nucleotides long. RefSeq names its product atp4 subunit B of the stator stalk of mitochondrial F1F0 ATP synthase (gene ATP4). Gene Ontology annotation, biological process: proton motive force-driven ATP synthesis. Gene Ontology annotation, molecular function: proton-transporting ATP synthase activity, rotational mechanism. Lineage: Eukaryota; Fungi; Ascomycota; Eurotiomycetes; Onygenales; Onygenaceae. The record is from RefSeq and is a predicted model, not a curated record.
GUUUACCGAAUUCCACGCAUCACAAUGGCGUCGCGAUUGGCAAAGAGCGCUCUUGGCGCUUCCCGUCUCCGGCCUGUCCUUUCUACCCGAACACUUCCCGCCGUUUCGCCCGUCACCGCUCGAUUCGCAUCCAAUGUUCCGGUGGAAGACCCAAAAACCAAAGCUCAAUCUAUCAUCGAUGCUUUGCCAGGAAGCUCCCUUGUGUCAAAGACCGCCAUUUUAUCCGGAGGCGCCGGUCUGGCCAUAGCCGCGAUUAGCAACGAACUUUACAUCGUCAAUGAGGAGACUAUUGCCGCCUUCUGUCUUCUCAGCGUGUUCACGGCCGUAUUCAAACUCGCCGGCCCUAUGCACAAGCAAUGGGCUGAGUCCCAGAUUCAGAAGCAGAAGGACAUCUUAUCCGCUGCUCGUGCUGACCAUACCAAUGCUGUUACGCAGCGUAUCGAGAAUGUUAAACCAUUGAGUGAGGUUGUUAACAUCACGAAACAGCUCUUCGAAGUCUCAAAGGAAACCGCACGACUGGAAGCUCAAGCCUAUGAAUUGGAACAACGCACUGCCCUCGCCGCAGAGGCCAAGAGGGUCCUUGACUCCUGGGUCCAAUACGAGGGCCAGGUCAAGCAACGCGAGCAACGCGAGCUAGCCGAAUCUGUUAUCGCCAAGAUCCGGAAGGAAUUGGAAAACCCCAAGCUCCUUCAGCAAAUUUUGCAGCAAAGUGUUGCCGAUGUUGAGAGGAUCGUGUCAUCCAAGGCUCAAUAGGUUUUCUAGGUUAUGUGAUUCAAAGCACCAAGGCUUUCAUUUUGUGUACAAAACUUCAGAACUAGAAAACCAUUCUAGAUUUAUAUGAAUCUUUGUUUUGACAAUAAGGGCAUUGAACAUGGUUUUCUUUCUUCUUUUCUGCUGUUGCUAUCUCAUGAUAACUAACGAGAAUUCCAAACACAAGCCACCAACACUGUUUCCA